This is a messenger RNA of Spirodela intermedia, 4237 nucleotides long. The record is from the annotation of a GenBank genome assembly. Lineage: Eukaryota; Viridiplantae; Streptophyta; Magnoliopsida; Alismatales; Araceae.
AUGCGAUUCCUGCAAGAUUUUCACUGGAGCCGAUGCUCGUUCGCCGUUGGAUGCGGUGAAAUCCGUAGACGCUCGGAGAGAGAGAGAGAGAGAGAUGGAGAGAGAGGGGGACGGCCAUUCGCCACCUGUCGGGCAAGCAGAAUCCAUGCAAACGAGAAGCCUUCUUCUCAACGAAUGGGCUCUCGCCACCUUUUCGACCACCCCCGCGGCCCCGUCUCCUUCGACGCCACCUCGAGAUUUCCCCUUCCUCGGUCCUUUCGUAUGGCGCCGCGUCGCUUGGGAGGUUGCUUACCUCUCGCUCGUCUCCUCUCCUGGCAGCCCCCAACUUUUUGCAUGGAGCUGCAAAAGCGUUGCGGUCAAGCCUCGGGAGGCCAGUCUUCUUCUUCUUCCUCCAUUGAUUCCCGCGCUCCCUUCUCCCCCUUCUUCCUCCGAGGGCUCUCUUCUUAAUUUCUGUUUCUCAUCUUCUGGUAGGUGAUCUACCUCGCUGACCGACUUAGCCCUGAGAUUGCUGGAGAGAAAGAUCAAGAGCUCCGCCUUGUGAUCCUUCUCCUGGUUUUCGUUUUCUUCACCCGCCGAGUAUUUAGCUGUGGUUCUCCGUUUUCCCCCCGUUCUACUGCUUCUUGGUCGUUUGCCUAGAAGCAGUGGAACUCCCCGAAGCAUUUUUUUUGGUUAUGAUCCUGGGUUAAGAUCCACCGAGAAAUACCUGCCUGGAUUCGCGGCCGAUCAGCCGAUUGCUUUCUUCCUUCAUGUGGUUUUUUCAUCUAUGGAUUCCAUUCCUUUUUGUCAGAUUAUUCCUAUCUUUAUUAUUAUUAUUAUUAUUAUUAUUAUUAUUAUUAUUAUUAUUAUUUCGGGCAGGAUAUCUUGGUGGGUUCGCGUUUUUUCAUUCCCUCGAUCUUCCUUCCUCCUCGAUGCAGCCCCCCGCUUCGACAGUUUGACGCUUUACGGAUGCUAGAUUCUGCUAAAGAAACCCCUUUUUCUCGUGGGAUGAGGUCAGGCGCUUCAUCAUCUCGCUUCCUGUGUGAUUAUCUUGGCCGGAGCCAUUCGCAGUAUUCAUAUUUACCAUGUUGGUUUGAUCGGCGCGAUGUGUAGCGUUGAAGAACUCUUUCCAGGGAAUUCCUCGCCCUCCAAGAUGAAGCUGCAUCUGCGCGUCAUCGCCUCCUGCAUUGUCGUGGUUUUCAUUCUGUAUCAGAUCACAAACUUCCAGUAUCUACACACAAAGGUGGUCAACAUCGAACGCGUUCGUUCUUCUCCAUCCUUUACAGAUCUUUGCAGUUGGUUUCCUUGUUGCUUCGGAUGUCCUUAGCUGAUCCAUCUCUCCAUGCUGCAGAUAGAAACGAAACUACAUCCGUUCGUCUCGUCGAUGGUAAUAAUCUUCCUUGUUGGUUUCCUUUUUAGCCUUUUUCUCCGUAUAUUUUCUAUAAUUGUGGGGGAAUCGUUUUGUGCAGGAUUAGUUGUGUUCUAAUUGGUUCCUUUCAUUUUGGGCUUCUUCUCCCUCAUCUUGAUUUCUCUUGAGGAAAAAAAAACCUUGUCGGUCUUGCUCAGGAAUCACACUCAGCCUCAACCAAGAUCGAUUAUCUACCGCGUGGCAUAGUGCAGGCAAGUUCAGACAUGGAGCUGAAGCCUCUGUGGCCGACAAAGAGACCAACUCUGAAGGUUCCUGUCCUACCUGGAUGCAUAUAUAUAUAUAUAUAUAUUCAUAUCAAUUUCAUAUUUCCCCGCGGUUUUAGUAAUCUCUGUUGAACUGAGCUUCAAAGAGAAUCCCGUUGCUGAGGGAGAAGCGAUCCACAUACCAAUAUUCCGUAGUAUCCACUGAUCGUCUCGUCCCUUUGAUUUUCAUAAUCCAUGUUGGUUUGGUGAGGAUGUUUUCAGAGCGUGAAGGCUAUCUGCAGGAUGAUGAUGAAGGCGACGAUGGGCGGGGCUUGGGUCCUCGGAACCUGCUGGCGAUGUCUGCGGGGCUCGAGCAGAGGGGGAGCGUGGAUCUUAUCGUGAGAAAGGUAUCGCCUUUUUUCCUCUCCAGGGCUCGCGUCCUCUAUUCAUCAUCUUACUCCUCGCUGCAGUUCCUUCCAGAGAACUUUACGGUCAUUCUUUUCCACUACGACGGCAACGUCGAUGCCUGGCGCGAUCUCCACUGGUCCACCUCAGCUAUCCACGUAUCCGCUCUUAAUCAGACGAAGUGGUCUGCAUUAUUGUGAUUACUAUCAUUAUUAUUAUGAUUAUGAUUAUUAUUAUUGUUGUUGUUGUUUUGGAGGUGUUCCCAGAGGGAAUUGAUAUUGAUGAUGCGUGCUGUUGACUUUCAGGUGGUUUGCCAAACGCUUCCUUCACCCGGAUGUGGUAUCGAUCUACGAUUACAUCUUCCUCUGGGAUGAAGAUCUCGGAGUGGAGAACUUCCACCCUGGAAGGUUCUGGCGUUGACCCAUCCCUCUCUCAGCAUUUUCUCUCGCUUACAUGUGCUCCAUUAUUUUCUAAUUGAUGUGAUCGCUUUGCAACUAAAAACAUCCUCUCUCUCUCUCUCUCUCUCUCUCUCUGCCUCUCUUUCUCGUUCCCUCUCUCUCUCUCUCUCUCUCUCUCUCUCUCUCGCUCUCUCUCUCUCGCUCUGCCUCUCUCUCUUCUCUCUCUGCCUCUCUUUCUCGUUCCCUCUCUCUCUCUCUCUCUCUCUCUCUCUGCCUGCCUCUCUCUCUCCGCAACAGGCCACUAUACUUGAUACUCUUCUUCAUAUGACUGCCGGUCGAAUUGUUUUUAUCUAAUUGCUUUUGGGACUGAUGACGGAGUGGACUUGGGCUGAGGGGAGGAGCUUCCCUUUCAGGUACCUGAACGUGGUGAAGUCAGAAGGCCUGGAGAUAUCUCAGCCGGCUCUGGACCCUCGACGGUCAGAAAUACAUCACAAGAUUACCACCCGCAAAGAGGGUCUCCUGGUCCACAGGUGCGUGCCCUGGUCAAACUAAAGCCCCGGUUUUUUCCCUUCUCUGACACUAAGCAUUGACACGUGUCAUUCACCCAGGAAGGUCCAAGACAACGUGAGGUGCCCAGACAGCGAGGCGCCCCCAUGCACGGGGUAUCUAUCUAUCCAAUGCAGACGAUAAGCCUAUCUAUCCUCGUUGAUGUUCUCUGGUUUUCCAGCCUUCUGCUCGCAGAUGGAAUGACGAUGUGGUGUAGGGCCUCGUUUCUUUCUUCCUUCUUCUCUCAUCUUCUAAGCUUCUGCUAGGUGGGUGGAGGGGAUGGCGCCCGUCUUCUCCAGGUCUGCAUGGCGCUGCGCCUGGCAUCUCAUCCAGGUGUAUGUCUUGCAUCGCCUAAGUUUGACUUACCAAAUCAGGGAAAAUAUCAUUUGGGAGCUGGGUAGCCUCUCGACAUCUGAAAAAUAUUCCAACCUGGUCAGGACGAUCGUCAAUGGAGAGAAGUUGGAGAGUAUUUGCAUUAAAUUAAGUUCCGAAAUAGGAGGAUUAUUUUUGAAGGGUCUGGAGCUGAAAUUAGAAUGAACUGCGAGCGUUGACCCAUUUCAUGUUGACAGAACGAUCUCAUCCAUGGGUGGGGGAUGGACAUGAAGCUCGGCUACUGCGCCCAGGUAGAUGAUCCCAUGCUGAAUGGAGAAGUAACCCCAAGUCCGCGGUUGUUGCAAUGGAAACCCUACCCUAAUGAAAAGUUCUGUUUGCAGGGCGAUCGGAGGAAGAAGGUGGGGGUCGUCGACAGUGAGUUCGUUGUCCACUGGGGAAUACGGACGUUGGGCGGAUCUUCCAGCUCGGCUCCGAAGAGGGUCUCUCUCUCUCUCUCUCGCUGGGUUCUGCGGUUUGCAGCUCCGCCUUCGCAACUGAGACGCUUCCUCUUAGUUGCAGACAUCCGAAGCCACCGGCAUGACCGGAGCUCUGAACAAGGUUCUCUCUCUCUCUCUCUCUCUCUCUCUGGGUCAAGUGUCCUCAUGGUUUUGGUUCGUCACAGAUUCGUGGGAUGUCGAGAGGCGACGUGAGAGUGGAGGUGAGCUUUUUGUUUUGCGAUUGGGGGACGAUGGAGAUCAUUACUUCAAGUCUUGUGUUCUGACGUAUCCGUGUGGCAGAGCCGGCGGCGGGCGAAGUCAGAGCUCCGGAUCUUCCAGGAUCGCUGGGACGAGGCGGCGAGGGAAGACCCGGGAUGGGUUGACCCCUUCCGCCACACUAGUAGCAGAAGGAGACGCCAGCGCCGCCGCCAGUCGCCGCCGGAUUCAGCAGCGGAAGAAGAAGAGCCAACAAAAGCGGCCAAGGAGAUUUAA